This is a messenger RNA of Drosophila simulans, 1044 nucleotides long. RefSeq lists its product as uncharacterized. Bases 448 to 954 code for a protein of 168 amino acids. Lineage: Eukaryota; Metazoa; Arthropoda; Insecta; Diptera; Drosophilidae. The transcript has 2 exons. The record is from RefSeq and is a predicted model, not a curated record.
AGUUUUUCGACAUCACCUUUGCCGCUUUGGUGUGACAAGUCAGGACACUUUUCCACUACCAACUCACUGGCUUGGCCUCCUCAUCCUCCACCUAACGAGCUUAACUUUUAGCAGCAAGUGCCUGCUUAGUUUUUACGGCCGAGAGUAAGUAGCCAGUUAGUUAGCUGCUUUUAGUUAAGAUUAAUUCUCGCAGGCAGAAUAAAAUACAUUUUAAGCAGCUGAAGCAGAAGGAAAAAUACAAGAAAACGUAAGUAUGAAUACAUUUUGUGAAUACUGCUUGCUCAAGUUACCCUCGACUAACAUAGCAGUGAUUUUAAAUCAAAUUUGGCAUUUUCGUUUUUAAUUCAACAUUUAGACGUACUCUUUGAAAAAAAAAAUAAAGUCAAAAAAUAUCACAAAAUUUCGGUUUUAAAUUUUGAAUCGUGUGAACUUAGUACAGAGGCCGCCAUGAAGUUCUAUCCGAAUGCAGAUGUCUGGUUCUAUGUGGACAAGCCCAGCUGCUUGAACAGCUACCAAAAGUAUCCACCCACGCACAGCUGGAAGAUUCACGAUAAGACCACCUCGCGGGAAAUGUACUAUUGGCGCGACAUCGAGGGCGUGAAGAAGACGGAGAUCAAGCUCAAGGAUCUGUACUUCACCAAGUGGCCCAAAACCCGCAUCCGUCCGCAGGCCUGCUUGGGAUUGCUCUAUGCCACGGGCAACAGAUUCAUCCGACUGACCAAGGCACCACCAGCGGGCUUCAAGUGCGCUCCACUGCCCGUCAAUCUGGCCACCGCUCGAAUCGUCAAAGUGGAGCUGCGCAAGAAGGCGAAGCGCGAAAAACAGGCAGCUAAAAAGGCUAAAAUGGAAGCGAAGAAGGCCAAGAAGGCGGCCAAAAAGGGCAAAGGAAAGGGCGGCAAGGACGAUCUUAAGCCAAAGGUCAUUAGGACAUACGAAGACGCCGAGAAAGCAUAAUGAUUACACAUUAUAUUCAAAUCCCGGUGUAUUAAAGUGAAUUUCGAUCAUUUUUAAACGUUUUUAAGGCGCAUAAAAAAUGUCAACUUA